Messenger RNA from Rhincodon typus (whale shark), 810 nucleotides. RefSeq names its product interaptin-like. The record is from RefSeq and is a predicted model, not a curated record. NCBI's taxonomy places the organism in Eukaryota, Metazoa, Chordata, Chondrichthyes, Orectolobiformes, Rhincodontidae. The transcript is spliced from 5 exons. Bases 1 to 507 code for a protein of 168 amino acids.
AUGUUCAGAGCAAGUGAGCAUGAACAAGACAUCUCGAGCCUCCAGCAAAAUGUGCAGACCAUCAACGAGGAACUGAAGCAAUUUAAGAGCCAUGUUGACGAGCAUGUUCAGAGAGUGCUGCAGGAGAACAAAGAGAGGCAGAAAGCCCAACUGGAGGAGAAGGACAAGCAAAUAAAGGAUCUGAGCACCAGACUUGAAGCAGUUGAAGAGGAGAGGAAGAAGGACAUUGAAAAAUUAGAGCUUGCUGCCCAGAACCAGCAGAAAAUUGAGUCUUUGGAAAAUCGCUUCACUGCACUGCAGGAAGAACAUAAGGAAUUGCUGCUCUCCAUCAAGGGGCUGAUGGACAAUCACCAACCAACAGACUCCAACCACGUUGCUCCAUCGAGCUCCACACCCAAGGCUUCAUCUGAAUCCAGUCCUGCUCUCGCGGCCAAUUCCAAGACAGCCCCCAUUCCCACCGAGCAGCUGGUGGUGGAAAAUGGUCAAGUGGAGGUCAACAGUUGCUAAGGGCCGUCCUAGACCUUUCAGAACCAUGUUUCUCCCACUGGAUCGGGAAGAGAGAUCAGGAAGAUUUCUUCACCAAAUGCCGGUGCAGUGUGUAGACAUGAGGGACCACUUUGUGAAAGUUACCCACAGCGUUAGCUGCCAUGUUAUGAGGUGACGGUGUGUGACCACCAUCUCAUAAGGGAAAGCAAGCAGAAACUAUCUGUAUGUACUUCAUCAUUCUGGCCGUGGGAUUGUCUGAAACUCUUUUUGGCAUCAUGAGUGAUGUUUCAAGCUGGUAAUAAAAAAUGACGAUUAUACAGUUAA